Molecule: messenger RNA, 2725 nt
Organism: Cynocephalus volans (Philippine flying lemur)
Lineage: Eukaryota; Metazoa; Chordata; Mammalia; Dermoptera; Cynocephalidae
Gene: TUNAR
Product: TCL1 upstream neural differentiation-associated RNA
Exons: 2
Coding region: 335-532 (65 amino acids)
Source: RefSeq, a predicted model, not a curated record
UUUCCCUCCGCGCUGCUUUCCUGAGGUCCUGCCGCUGAGCCCCGGCGCGGGGCACGAGAAGCCCCCCGGUGUCGCCCGGAGACCACCCGACUGCGCGCACACCUCGCCAGCGGAGCACCGGGACAUGAGCGGCGCGCACGGCGUCCGUUGCCAGGAGGCCAGCCCCAGCCGGUGGCGGCCAGCGGGUCGGCGCUGCCCGGGAGAAUGAGGCAGGAGCCGGCGGCCGCCUCCUCUUCCUCCGGCUCCUCGUCGCCUUCCUCCGGCUCUGGCGCCCCGGGCCCGGGCCGGGCUGUGGCUCUGCCGCGUGCCCCGCGCGCCCCCCGCCCGCCUCCGGAUGCGCUUCUCGGUUAGCCUGGUGAGGAAGAUAAAGACAUUUGCAACCAAGAUGGUAAUCACGAGUGGAAAUGAUGAAGACAGAGGAGGCCAAGAAAAAGAAAGUAAAGAAGAGAGCAUCUUGGCAAUGCUGGGGAUUAUCGGGACCAUUCUGAAUCUUAUCGUCAUCAUAUUUGUCUACAUAUACACCACUCUGUGAACGGCCCGGAAGACGGGAGUCCUGUGCGUCAAGAGCUCAGUGACUGGACCCUGUGAGAACAAGCAGGCUGGACCUACACACACCGCUCGAUCAAAUGCACCUUCAGACUUUAUAAAAGGCCACAAAAAUCAACCAAUCCUGCUGCAAGGAGCAGUCGCUAAAGCACAAUGAAUCCAACAGAACUCGUUCACACCACAAGGAACUCAACGUCCUUGGCAGGGGACCUGAAAGAACGCUUGGAAGAGCAGCCUUGGACGCCAUCGGUGAGCGGAUGGGUGCAGGAAUUCUUUAUCCCAGAUCGCUGACGGAUGUCACAUAUUUGAAAAGAUGAAUGGGUUGGACAUGGCCCGGCCGUGUGUCUCCCAAGACAAGUGUUUCGUCUCAACUCAGUGAGCUGUUUAGUUCGCAAAACCACAGGGGCAGGUCUUUGACAGGCAUCCCAUUCAUCAAAAGUGUCUAACUAUUUGAUACCAGGGAGAUAACUUAUUUUUCUUUUUUCAUUGGCUUGACGUGUGUAUCUGUUCAUAUCAAGGUUUAUAAAUAUAUAUUUUUAAUAAAUGUGCUCUAUUUUUUAGCAUGAACCAAAUAUUUGGAGAGGCUCUCCUGGAUCCACAGAGCUUUCCUUGUUUUAUCUGCUUUGCCUCCUGACUGCAGAUGCUCCUGUGUGUGGCCAUUCCAAUCCUCGUCUCAUCUUGAAUCUUUUACCUUUGUGUGCGCUCUCUCCCUGUCCCUCUCUCUCUCGCUCUCUUUCUGGUCUGGAAAAUAUUUUUCCAUAAUACCAGCCACGGUCUUAGUUGGUGCAUGUUUUAAGAUUGUCUGUUGAGUGGCUUUUUGUUGUUACGUUGGAGAUAUAAAACGAUCGUGGGCAUGCAGACCCUGGAUGCACCUUACCUUUACUGAGAAUUUUGCAUGAACAAGGGCUGAGUGACAGAUCAGCUUUAAAAAAAAAAAAAAAAAAAAGACUACCAUUGAGGAAGAAGAGCGUGGCUGUAUUAUUUACAGAUCUACCAUUGGACAGAAUAUUCACCUUCUUACUGGUGGCAUUAUUAAUUAUUUCAUUCUUGUGACCAUUUGUUUAUCAGAUUUUGAUUUUAAUGGCCGUGUCCUACGAGAGAUGGGAAGAACAAGGGGGAAACUUGCAUUAGGUGCAUAAUUCUUUCCUUAGAGAGAUGCCUGGGAUCCUCUUCAAAUGUAGGUGGGUUGUGAAUAACAUGUAAACUCUGCACUGUGAGAGCCCAUGGUGAUUGAGGCUGUGAGGACACCCCGAGACAGGUGACUUUUCGAUGGCACUAGAAGGGGAUCUGAUGAUUGCCCUAAAGGAUUGCUGUGCUUCUCAAAGCUCCUGGUUUACACCCACAUGAAGCUACUUCCUCCCUGGCAGGGAUGGUUGAAUACAUAUGAAUUUGCUCUGUUCUUCCAGCUCCCUGAAGCGAGCCCUUGCCUGGCUGCAGCGGCGUGGCCUUGAAGAGUGGGUCACUGUUACUUCCACCGGUGCCAGCCUUGGCUGUGGGCAGAAGCAGUAGCACUCUGCCUCCUGGUUGCUCAAGUGAUAUCGAGGAGGUCUCUGCCUACACAUCUCCCCCUCCCCCAUGCUAUGGGGUCUGAAAUUCCAUUAGAGAGUCAUUUAUUGGGCUCUACUAAGGGAUCAGGCUCUUUUGUAAAACUAAUGUCCCUGAGCACCUGGCUCUGACAUUGAUUCAUCAGAUGCCAUAUCUUCCAUGCCAGAAGGAAGGAAGCUGAGGUGUAUUUAGGGCAUACUGUGUACCAGGCGCUGUUCCAGACACUUACAGAACCUUAAGUCCUUCCCCCACACUGUAGAAGAAAGGAGGGCUCAGAGAUCAGGAAACGUCCCCGAGAUCACGUGACUAGUAGUGGAGCCAGGAUGGAGACCCUGAUCUAUCUGAUUCCUUAGCCCGGUGAGGGCCUGGAGGCUGCUGGGGAAGAGAGGAAAUGGGGAGGUGGAAAAGUCACAGGAAAAGCCACUCGGGAGGGACAGCUCUGCACACCUCCCUCAUAAAAAGAAAUGACCCCUGGGAACUCCUUCCACACUGGCAGAAUAUUAUAUAAAUAAGGACAAGGGACAAGAAGUAAAACAAAUGUCAGCAAGAGGGAGCUAUCUAACAGGUUCUGUGUGAUUCUACAAGGACUGUAUGAAAAUUCUGAACAGUGAACAGAGUAAAAAAUAAAGGUGCA